AUGAUUACAAGGGAAGAGUUCGACCAGCUUAAGAGCAAAUUCGAUGCUCAGGUUAAAGCCUUAAGGGCAAGGUGCGAGGUCAAGGGGAGCGCAUUUGAUGAUGGCAACCUGAGGGAAUCGCCAUUCACCUCGGACAUCUUAGAGGCUCAAAUCCCUCCAAAGUUCAAGACUCCCACCAUGAAACCUUAUGAUGGGUCUAAGGACCCAAAAGACUAUGUUGAGGUCUUCGAAGGCCUCAUUGAUUUUCAGACGGUAACAGAUGCAAUCAAGUGUCGCGCCUUCCAGAUCGCGUUCACUGGCAGCGCGCGCCUGUGGUAUCGAAAACUGCCAGCCAGGUCGAUCUCGACCUACUCUCAGCUGAGGAAAGAGUUUAUCAGUCAAUUCUCUUCUCGGCACUAUGAUAGAAAAACAGCUACUCACCUCGCCACCAUCAGGCAGAAGAAAGGUGAGACGUUGAGAGAAUAUGUCACAAGGUUCCAGGAGGAGCAGCUGAAGGUCGCGCACUGCUCCGAUGACUCGGCCAUGUGCUAUUUCCUUACCGGCCUGGCCGAUGAGACCUUAACUGUGAAGCUUGGAAAAGAAGCUCCAGCCACUUUUGCCGAAGUCCUGCAAAAAGUGAAAAAAGUCAUUGACGGGCAGGAACUUCUCCAAACCAAAAUUGGCCGACCUGAGAAGCAGAUUGACCAAAAAAAGCCCAGCCAAGAGAAGAGAAAGGCUGAGUCCAAGUCUAAGGACAGGGGGUCAUCUUCCUCCAGUGGCCGAGCUGGGUAUCGAAGGUAG
Molecule: messenger RNA, 780 nt
Organism: Momordica charantia (bitter melon)
Lineage: Eukaryota; Viridiplantae; Streptophyta; Magnoliopsida; Cucurbitales; Cucurbitaceae
Source: RefSeq, a predicted model, not a curated record